UGUAAGUCAGAGGUCAUGAGAACGGUACAGCUGGGUGAUACUAGGCCGUAUCGACAUAGUGACGAUAGUCAAAUCGUGCAACUCUCUCGACUCAACGUGAAGAUGCUGACAGGAGUUAUCUUUGUUUGCCUUCUGGCUUUAACGUCAACCAAUGGUGAAAACAGAGCAUCUUCGGAACCUGCUGAGGUGGCCUUCUCUGCAGGUCUUACGAAUAUGUUAUCGCUGAGUCACACCGAACGAGUUAUAUACGAUCGACUUUUUACGAACAUCGGGGGUGGUUACAAAUCUAACACGGGAACAUUUGUGUGUCCCACCGCCGGGAUCUACGUGUUCCAGUUCCAUUCGGUCGCUCACCAGGAUAAGGCGGCCUGGCUGCAGCUCUACAAGAACUUUGAGUAUGUAGCUUCCACCUACGGACACACUUCUAAAGACUACGCCUCUACAGGAAACUCGGUUAUCUUACACCUGUCUAAGGGUGACGAGGUUUAUGUCCAAGCUGUUGACCCUGCCUACGGUUACGCCACGAGUCUGUACGGAGCCAAUAACGAAGUCUACUGCACAUUCUCCGGGUACAUGAUUUCUCCAGUGUUCGAGGAAAUACCCGGUAACGGGAAGUAAUGACGUCAUGCUUCUUUGUGUAUCUUUACCCGAAAAUUAAACAAUUGUGCAAUCUAUACUACA
Molecule: messenger RNA, 681 nt
Organism: Pecten maximus
Lineage: Eukaryota; Metazoa; Mollusca; Bivalvia; Pectinida; Pectinidae
Product: complement C1q-like protein 4
Exons: 5
Coding region: 16-618 (200 amino acids)
Molecular function (GO): protein binding
Source: RefSeq, a predicted model, not a curated record